AUGACAAGUCCCUGGAUUGUCAAUCCAUCUAAUUUUGUCAAUCAACCAGAUGCUUCGAGAUCACAAUUACCUUUAAUUUCGAAUGGUGUUGAUGGAUCUGGAUUUGUUAAGGAAUGGAAUGAGGACUUCCAAGCUAUUCGUGAAUUACCAAACUCCACCAUUAAUGAAAGAAUUUUAAGGGAGAAAUUAUUAAUUAAAUCAUUAAAUGAAUUUAAUAAGGUGGCCACUGAAACUGCUAUGAAUGUUAUUAAAGGUAACUUAACACCAUUGAAUCCAAAUGAACCAAAAGAUUACCAUAUUUACUUGAGAAAUGGAAUUUUCUACUCAUUAGGUGUUAAUGCUACUGGAGCAUUUGAUUCUACUGGAGGUAAUGAAGCAGCAAGAUAUACUUCUAGCAAAGAUUUAGCAGCCAUUAAACUUUUGAACAGAAUUGAUGCUAAAGGUAUUUAUAACUUAGUUACUUGUAUCGUUGAUUAUAUGGGUCAAAGAGUUAUAUGCCAGGCACCUGUUCCAGGUAUUUUGGAUUCCAGCCAUGAAGAUGAAAACGAGGAAGAGCCCGCUGAUAAGGUCUGCUACGGCUUAUCCACUGAUGGCUCAAAGAUUCUAAGCGACUCUUCUUUCGAGAACGUAUUGAAACCAAUUGCGGAAGCAUUCCAUUUAAAGUCACAUUCGGUUACUUUAGAUAAUAAUGUGAAAUCUGAAGGUGAUUUAAUUACUUCGAAAGACAUAAAAGGUGUAAGAGGCACUGAUGAACGUAAAUAUAUUAUUGAUUUAUACAGGGCCACUCCCCUUGAUAUUGAAUUCAUUGAAUCUCACUGGGAUGAAUCCAAGGAAACUUCUUAUCCUCAUAGAGAAACUGUAUUAAGACACGAAGCUGUUGAGGAAUGGUGGAAGCGUAAGGUUUCCGUAUUAUUCAAAGCCGAAACAGAACGCUUAGAAAAGGAAGGGAAAUUGGAAGCUAAGGAUGGUGAAAAGCCACAAAUCGUACUUCCAUCUGAUCAAGUCACUGUUAAUACUGAUGCCUUUACUUCAAUUGAUGAAAAUUCAACCGAUCAAGACGAAGUUAGGGAAGUCUCCAAGUUUGUUAAAGAACAUUUAAUUGAAGAAUUUUUAGAAGAAAACUCAAAACAAAUAUCUCCAUUCGAUGGUAACCACUUAACUUCAAUGUUGCACAAACAAGGUAUUAAUUUAAGAUACUUGGGGUAUAUUGCUGAACAAGCAUGCCUUAGAAAAGAAAAACACUUGAAGAAAACUGCCGAAGCCAAAAAAACAAAUGAAGAAGAAGUCUCAAAGAGAAAGGAAGAAUCUGAAAAGAAAGCGGCUGAAGGAGAAGAUAAGGAUAAGAAGGAAGAAGAGAAGUCUAAUAAUGAGGAAAGUAAAGAAGAUGAUAAAGAAGAAGUUUCAAGCGGUGAAUUCGAACCAAUCGUUGCAAACUUUGAUUCUCUCUUCCGAAUUUCCGUUCAAGAAAUGGUUGCUAGAUCUGUUAAGCAUUUAUUGCGUAGACUUUCUGCUGAUAUCCCAGUCUAUUUAAUUCCUGCCUUUGUUUCUCAUUUCCAUAAUUGCUUAUUAGGAAGUAAAAUUGAUUCAAACCCAGAAUGUGUUAUUGAUGAAACUUUAAAGAGCUUCUAUAAUGCAACUGAAUUAGAAUUUACUAAGUUAAAUAGCAGAAGUGUUAUUGAAUUAGUUGCAAAUGAGGUUUUGAUUCGUUUCAGAUAUCAAUUACCAGCAGAUUGGAUUUCGAAUUUAAUCAGACCACUUCAAUUAUUUAGAGAAAUUGCCAUUAAAUAUGGUAUUCAAUGGAAAUCAUUGGAUUAUGUUUUCACUAAGGAAGAAUUUGAAGAUUUCAAAGGCAAAUUAGCUGUGGAAACACAAGUUGUUGAAGCUAAAUCUUCUAAAAAUAAAAAGAAUAAGAAACAACAAUCUCAACUUACUACUAAGCCUGUUGAACGCACUACAAUUUUCGUUACAGAUGACAUUGUUAAUUUUGUGCCAAUAGUUAAAGACUCAACUUACAAGUCAACUCUUGUUGACGAAAUAUUUGAAACUGCGAGAGCUCAAAUUUUCAAAGGCGAGAAUGAAACCGGAAUCAACUUGUUGAAUAAUUUGUUAUCUGUAUAUGAGCAAAUUUAUGGUAGAGUUCAUCCGGAAACGAGUAAAUUUUACGGAUUAUUAUCUCAAUACUAUGCCGAAUUGGGUUUAAAGAGUGAAGCUUGUGAUAUUGCCCGUAAAGCUUGCAUUUUGGCUGAAAGAACUACUGGUUUUGACUCGUAUGAAAGUAUUACUGCUUAUAUCAAUUCUGCAUUUUUCGAAAGUACAAAUGAUGACUACAUUAAUGCUUUGAAUUUGUAUAACAAGGCUAUAAAUGACUGGACCCUUGUUUAUGGUGAUGGUCACCCAUCAUCUGUCAAUACAUUUGCUAACUUAGCAGAACUUUUAUCAGAACAUAAGUUAUUCCAGCAAGCUAAUAAAUUGUUUGAAAAAGCUAUCUCUAUUUCAAUUAAAUUGAACGGAGAAGAAUCUCAGAUCUGUGGUAUGCUUAGAUACAGAUUCGGUGGCACUUUGUUAGGAGGUGGUGAUUUUAAAUCUGCUUUAGAUCAAUUUAAGUCCGCUAAUGAAAUUUUCACGAAAUUCAUUGGUCCUGAUGAUCAGCUUUCGAAGAAGUCUUCAAGCUUUGUCACUAACAUAUCCACUUAUUUAGCUUACAAUGAGCAACAGAAGUUAGAACAAAAGAAAGCACUUGCCCAACAAGCAAGCUCUUCUAAUGGUAGAGUCAAGGCAAAGUCUGCCAUUGAACAACAAUUAAAGAGCGGUAAAAAAGGAAAGAAAAAUGAUGUUACUCAACCUAAUCCUGAAAUUGCUUCUAAAUCAGUUGAUGAUAUUUUGCAAUAUAUUGAAGGAAAGAAUCCUAAAAAACAAUUAAAAAAGAAAUCAAAUAAUAAAAAAUCUAAGAAAUAA
Molecule: messenger RNA, 2955 nt
Organism: Debaryomyces fabryi
Lineage: Eukaryota; Fungi; Ascomycota; Pichiomycetes; Serinales; Debaryomycetaceae
Exons: 1
Coding region: 1-2955 (984 amino acids)
Biological process (GO): intracellular distribution of mitochondria
Cellular component (GO): cytoplasm
Molecular function (GO): protein binding; mRNA binding
Source: RefSeq, a predicted model, not a curated record